Molecule: messenger RNA, 1623 nt
Organism: Closterium sp. Naga37s-1
Lineage: Eukaryota; Viridiplantae; Streptophyta; Zygnematophyceae; Desmidiales; Closteriaceae
Source: the annotation of a GenBank genome assembly
AUGAAGAUCCGUGGAUGUGCGAAGCUCAUAACGGGAAUCGUAGAUUUUGAACGGCUUGCCACGUCAGAGCUCCAGCUGGUGAAAUACGACGUGGGCCAGGAGUACAAGGCUCAUUAUGACGGCCGCAUGUUGCCAGAUGGCACGCUUGAAGCUCGUGGGACAUUCCUUGUGUACCUGAAUGAUGGCUUUGAAGGAGGGGAGACGUACUUUCCAAACGUAGGCAUCAAGGUGAAGCCAGAGAGAGGGAAAGCUAUUCUCUGUGAUCCUCCACACAACCUCGUCCCUCUCCCUGCUGCUGUUGGUCCCCUCGCCUCGUCUCACCUACAAAUCCGACGUCCAGCGGCAGCUGUGGCCAUCUGGGAGAAGCGCGGUACGCUGCUGCGGAUGAAGGAUUAUGCACCGAUCCGUGCAUCUGCUGAGUACCCUACGAUCGCUGAAAUCUUUUGCCUUUGGAGGAAACGGGCUGCAGAGGUGCAGGAGCAGCGUCGUGCUCUGUUCUUCUCCCCAGCUCACUAUCCCACUGUCGAGGAGGCGGUCUCGUGGAGCACAUCUUAUGCGGACCAGGAAGAGCAGCAAUCGGAAGCAGAGGUCGUAGAGGAGGUGGACUCGUGGAGCACGUCUUAUGCGGACCAGGAAGAGCAGCUAGCUGAAGCAAAGGUCGUAGAGUUGGUGCUCUCGCUGCUUGAUGCUUCAGAGGGCGAGGGCUCGGGGGAUGAUUUCGAUCUGAGCAGCAGUGACGCCAGGAUCUUCGGUUCUGAAGCCUCUACCAUGAGCAGCGGCUUCAGUGACAGCAGCAGCAGCGGCCAGAGCUCCCAGGAGGAGCCUUCCACUGCUAGUGCUGUCAACAGCCUCUGCUGCAGCAACUACAGGUUCAACUGCUACAACACUUACAGCAAGCAGUACAGUGACAGUUCGUUGCUGCUUGAUCUGGUGCUUCUGCUGGUUUCGUUUACAGUGAGUAAGAACGUGGUAACUGCUGUGCAUCUGGCAUCACGGAUGGGUCUGCUAGGUGCAGACCAGAGGUUGGUCAGGGGAACGCCUGCAGCCAGUUGGAGACUGCUCCCUACUCGGCGUCUCCAGCCUGGCAGCACGCGAGCAGCGGAUGUCAAGGCAGUUGUUGUCGGCGUCUCCAGCAUGAGCAGCAGCUUCAGUGACAGCAGCAGCGGCGCCCAGAGCUCCCAGGAGGAUGUCAAGGCAGGUGUUGUGGAAACAACGGUGCUGACUGCAGGAGUGAAGGCAGUUCUGGUGGAGAAAAUGCUGGUGAUUGCGUCUGGCGUGAGAGGUGGAGAUAAGGCAGAGCCGUCAAGUGCAUUGGCUGCUCCUGGUGAAGGUUUUAAGAAGGUGUCAGGAGCAGCGGCACAGGACAAGAAGCAGAAGGAACAGGUUGGAUGUGUGGGAUGUGGAGAGAGAAAUGUGUCUUCAAGAUCACUGGUCGCUCAUCCUGGGCGGGGUCUCAGGAAAGAGACAGCUGCACCGCAGAGCAAGAGGCAGGCGCGUCGGGUUGGGGGUGCGAAAUCUGGAGUGAGGGAAGCAGUUUCUAGAUUGCCGGCUGCUCUUCCUGGUGGGGGUCUCAGGGCUGGGUCAGCUGCAGUGGAGCUCUCAGUGAAGGCUCAGCAGCACUGA